GCAAACAGCUGUUUCAGCUGAAAUUUCCGAAAUCGUAUUGCUCGGAAAGAAUUUUAUUUAAGCGUGGUAUUGCUGUCACAAUAGAGGAACAAGCACGAAUAAGUUACAAGUCGUAAAUGUUUGAAUUAUUUCGAGGUCUACUUAUUUAAUGUGAAGGAUAGUCGUGGGCUCGAAUAACGCGAUCAACAUACGUACAUAUGCACUAUCCCCGAGAGUGUUUCCCAUGUCAAAUUAGCUGUCAAAUAAAUGGACGUAACCUAAACACGAAAAAUCAAAGAAACCAGUAAAAUUAUUAAAAUGGAUGUCGUGACGACAAGCUUGGAGGCUUUGAUACAAAGAGUAACGAAUCCACAAAAUCAAAAGCCUGAUGUACCGGCCACCGAAGCUUUCUGUGUGAUGAUUACUAAAGAACCAGAGGGUAUUCAGAUCGGCACCAAGUUGUUGGCAUUACAUAUUCAAUCGUCUAAUGAAUCCGAAGCGCUUCAAGCCCUCGCCCUGUUGGACACAUGUAUGCGAAGAUGCGGGUCGUCUUUCCACGCAGAAAUUGGUAAAUUUCGUUUCCUAAAUGAAAUGAUUCGUUUAGUUUCACCAAAGUAUUUGGGUGGAAAAACACCUGUUAUGGUACGUCAUAAAGUAUUACAGUUGCUACACGUGUGGACAAAGGAAUAUCCACGCGAAGUUAAAAUUAAAGAAGCAUACGAAAUGUUGAAAAAGCAAGGUGUUGUCGAGGAUGAUUCGUUGUGCACGAUUAAUGCUUCAGAGGAUACGUUGAAAAUGUCGAAAACGAAACAUACGAUAUUCGAUGAUGAAGAGAAAUCUAAAUUGUUGCAAAAAUUGCUUCAAAGUAAAAAUCCCGACGAUUUACAAGCUGCAAAUAGAUUAAUCAAAACUAUGGUGCGAGAGGACGAAAGAAGAGUACAGUUGAAUUCACGUAGGAUAAUGGAAUUAGAAUCUGUACAUAAUAAUGCAAAAUUAUUGUCGGAAAUGUUAGAUUCCUAUAAUUGCAAUGAAACUAGUGGCGAAGAUCUCGAGUUGAUGAAAGAAUUAAGACAAGCUUGUGAAAGAUUGAAACCAAUUGUACUUAGACUAGCAAACGAAACACAAGAUAAUGAAGAGAUGCUUGGUGAUGUACUUGCGGCAAGCGAUGAAUUGGGACAAGUGUUUGAAAAGUAUUCCGCGAUCAUUGUCCAUGGUGAACGCGUAAACCCUAAAACGGAUUCUAACGCAAGCCCGUAUUUAUUAGAUUUGUCGUCACCGAUAGAGAACAACUCUGUCGAAAGUAAUGAAACGACUAAAGAUUACGAUGCAGCGACAACAAAUCAUCAGUCGGACAUGGAAGUUUUAGGGGACAUUUUCAAUUCAUUAGGAAAAUCUGAAAGUCCAGAAAUUUCUUCCAUUUCUAGCCCAAACCUCUUAAUACCCGAUACAAUGAUCAUGCAGCCAAUCAGCGUACAACCUACAAGUAAAAAAGGUGAAACAAUCGACACACCUGACAGGAAAAUGGACAGUAAAGCAAGAGCAUUGGAGGAACUGAAUGAAUUGGGGGAAUCUUUGCUUAAACAAAGUUUAUCGGGCUCAAUGACAAACACUCGGUCCAAUUCAACAAGUAAGGAAACUGUAAACAGUAUGGUGUUUCCAGUUGUGUCAGAAGAUUCUAAUUCGACCCCCCGUCCGCGUAACGGAUCUUCGCAUGUUUCUGGUUCAUUAGACAUUGGAAAUACAAGGAACGGCAAAUCAGCUGAUGCCGAUGAAAAAACGUCCAUGUGUGGUAACAGUACCCAAUUAAUCGCAGAGGACACUGCUUCGGUGACGUCAACGACAGAAGACAUUGUUUGUAUAGCACCCAAAAUCAAACCGUUGACUGACAUUAAUGUUAGUCUUCAAGAUAUUAAACCAGGCAUUAAUCCACCUAUAACUGUGCUCGAAGAAAAGAAUGGUAUAACCGUUGUGCUUCAUUUUGCUCGGGACAAUCCCAGGGAAGAUGUGUUUGUUGUUGUAAUUACAACGAUGAGCAAAAACUUGAAGCCACUUAACAAUUACUUAUUUCAAGCAGUAGUACCAAAGAAAUGUAAGUGUCGGCUUCAGUCACCUUCUGGAACCGAAUUACCGGGACAUAACCCAUUUCUUCCCCCAUCAGCAAUCACUCAGAUUAUGUUAAUUGCGAAUCCCAGUAAGGAGACGGUGUCCUUAAAGUUUAUGUUAAGUUACACGAUGGACGACGAAACCUUUACAGAAAUGGGGGAAGUAGAAAAGUUGCCUUUACUUUGAAAAAUGUUUCGUAACUUUUACUGGAAGUUAUUGCAAAAACUAUGCUUAAAAAAAUUUCUAGGAAAAAUGAUUUUGGAAUCAUUUUAAUGAAUGAUU
Molecule: messenger RNA, 2364 nt
Organism: Dufourea novaeangliae
Lineage: Eukaryota; Metazoa; Arthropoda; Insecta; Hymenoptera; Halictidae
Gene: Gga
Product: ADP-ribosylation factor-binding protein GGA1
Exons: 11
Coding region: 298-2268 (656 amino acids)
Biological process (GO): intracellular protein transport; vesicle-mediated transport
Cellular component (GO): trans-Golgi network
Molecular function (GO): phosphatidylinositol binding; ubiquitin binding; small GTPase binding
Source: RefSeq, a predicted model, not a curated record